Messenger RNA from Paramecium sonneborni, 908 nucleotides. Lineage: Eukaryota; Ciliophora; Oligohymenophorea; Peniculida; Parameciidae. The record is from the annotation of a GenBank genome assembly.
AUGAAAAAAUAAUAAUCAAAAUCUUAAUCUAAUAGAAACAGAUAAGAAACAGCUCAAUCUAUUAAAAAAUAAGAGAAACUAACUAAAAUAUAAGAAGCCUUUAAUUUUAAUAAGGCAUCUAAAUAUAUUGUAAAUAAAUUAUACAAAAGGAGUUUCAAUCUGGAUUUUAGGAAAGAGCAUGGUUAAUAAAAAGAGGUUAUUAAGAUAGAAUAGAUUUCAAAGAUUCAGAAAUAACAGAACUUAGAAAAUAUUUUUCAUCUCUUGAUGGAGAUGGCUCUGGUGCAAUUGGAAUUGAAGAAUUAGAGGAUCCAUUAAUAGCUUUGGGUUUAGUAAACUCAAGAGAAGAAGUAGAAAAGAUUAUGAAUGAAGUUGAUGAAGAUGGAACUAAUGAAAUUGAAUUUAAAGAGUUUUUGACAAUAAUGAGAGGAGUUCAAAAAGGAGGAAAUACUGAUUAAGGGGAAAAGAAUCCUAUUUAUGAUUUUUUUAAGAGUAAUAGACUAAUUAAUGAUAAUUUUAGAGAUGAGUAAUGGUUAGUUAGAAAAAGGAAUGGAUAAACAUAUUCCUUUUAAAUUAAAUGUCAGCUUAUUUAGAAGAAAAUAAAUAUUGAGUAAAUUAUUAAUUAAAAAAUAAAGAUGCGAUUACAAGUGAUCAGAAAGAAUUAAAAGAUAAAGGUUAAAAAAUUCUGUAAGCAUAUAAAAGAUAGCUUUUAAAUAAUAAAUAAUAAGAGAGAUUGAAUCGUGGAGAAGAUCCAAAUGGUAAGAAAUAACUAUAUAUUUGUAGAUAUAUCUUUAGAUUAAUUUCCAAAUAAAGAUAAUGGACCAAAUCCUAGAAAUGGAUUUCCAAGAUAAUAAAGAAUAAUUCAACCAGAAGCAAAAAUAGGUGGUAAUAAUAAACAUUUAGAAAAAUGA